AUGGAGCUAGCAGAAUCAGAAAGUGACGAGGAAAAUCGCUGUGAGCUAGAAGUUGGCGCUGAGACCUUGGGAAAUCUGCGAUUCGAAAUUGUGAAAGCUCAGGAAAUGCUGGAGAAGGUAAACUAUCAUUUUGACAGCGUUGGCGGCAACCGAAACAACGGAGGCAGUGGAUACGAAAAUGCGAUGCGUCGAGACAACGGUGGCAGAGGAGGCGAAAAAGCGCAGGGGCAAAACAGCGCAGGCAGAGGAGACGCAAUCGCGAUGCAACGAAAUAACGGCGGCGGAGACAGCGGCGACCGAGACGGCGGCGGCAGAAACGGCAGCGGGAGAGACGGCGGCGGGAGAGAAAGCGGUGGCAGAGAAGGCGAUGGCGACAGAGGCAGUGGCAGUGGCAGAGGCGUCGGCAGCGUCGGUUAUGACGAAAUAGCGUCGGAGAAUGGUGGUUUUUCGUCACCGGGAUUCAACAUGGCUAAGGAAAUGCUGAUGGAUAAAGUGGAUGUUCGAUCAUGGAUCGCUCAAUGA
Molecule: messenger RNA, 522 nt
Organism: Drosophila rhopaloa
Lineage: Eukaryota; Metazoa; Arthropoda; Insecta; Diptera; Drosophilidae
Product: glycine-rich cell wall structural protein 1.0-like
Exons: 1
Coding region: 1-522 (173 amino acids)
Source: RefSeq, a predicted model, not a curated record